UUCAUUGAAAGAGUGAUUGCCCAAGCCAUGAGGCUGCUGUCACCUUCCAAGAAUGAAACGUUGUCACCUGAUGAGGCUCUUCUGUUGCAUCAGCAGUUCAGUGUUCUACAAACAUUUGUAGAGUAUAGUCCAACAAUGGCAUUGUAUAUGAAAAAUAACUACACAGAAGAGUUCAAAUAUUAUGUCCAAUCACCAUACAUCAUUAAGAAGUUGCCAGAACAUUAUCCUAUCUCCAAACUUAUUCUGCAACAGAUCAGUGAAGUCUUGUCCUACGUUCUCCAAAAACAAACCAAGCUGGAAUUCCGAAAUUAAAAUCAGCAAGUUAAAAAAGAAUUCCUGAGACAACCCAACCUACGCC
This is a messenger RNA of Saccoglossus kowalevskii, 358 nucleotides long. RefSeq lists its product as uncharacterized. NCBI's taxonomy places the organism in Eukaryota, Metazoa, Hemichordata, Enteropneusta, Harrimaniidae. The record is from RefSeq and is a predicted model, not a curated record.